This is a messenger RNA of Lolium perenne, 1858 nucleotides long. NCBI's taxonomy places the organism in Eukaryota, Viridiplantae, Streptophyta, Magnoliopsida, Poales, Poaceae. The record is from RefSeq and is a predicted model, not a curated record.
UGUGCCUUUGUAGUCUCUGUAUUAGCAUCGAGGGAGGGAGCUAGAGAGCGUUCCGGGUGAAUUAGCUAUGGCGAAGGGGCACAUCAUGGUGCUGCCGUUCCCGGCACAGGGACACGUGGUGCCCCUGAUGGAGCUCUCGCACCGCCUGGUGAACCACGGCUUCGAGGUCACCUUCGUCAACACUGAGGUAAACCACGCGCUGGUGCUCGCGGCUCUGCCGACGUCGGGACCGGAUGGGAUGCACGGCAUCCACCUGGCGUCCAUCCCGGACGGGUUGGCCGACGAUGAGGACCGCAAGGACCUCAGCAAGCUCAUCGACGCCUUCUCCACCCACAUGUCAGCUCACCUAGAGAAGCUCGUGGGCGAGAUGGAGGCCGCCGGGAGGCCUAGGGUGAAGUGGCUCGUUGGCGACCUCAACAUGGGGUGGUCCUUCGAGGUCGCCGUGAAGCUCGGAAUCCGUGUUUGCUCCUUCUGGCCGGUGUCCGCGGCGUGCCUGGCCAUCAUGCUCAACAUCCCCGACCUCAUUCAGGACGGUGUCCUUAACCACAAGGGAUGGCCUGAGCGGGAGGAGACACUGCAGCUUGGCCCCGGGGUGCCACCGCUCCACACGUCCCUCUUGUCGUGGAACAACACGGUCGCCCCGUCCGGGCAGCCCACCAUCUUCCAGCUUGUGUGCCAGAACAACAGGCUCAACGACCUCGCCGAGAUCGUCGUGUGCAACUCGUUCCAGGAGGCCGAGGCUGGCGCCUUCAAGCUCUUCCCCGGCAUCCUUCCCAUCGGCCCGCUCUUGGUUGACGGAGGGGAGUCCCAGAAACCCGUCGGCAACUUCUUGCCGGAGGACACGGCGUGCCUCCAAUGGCUUGACGCGCGUCGUCGCCGCUCCGUCGUGUACGUCGCGUUCGGUACCUUCGCCGUCCUUGACCCGCGCCAGUUCCAGGAGCUGGCCGAGGGGCUAGAACUCACGGGUCGGCCGUUCCUGUGGGCCGUGCGCCCGGACUUCAGCACCGGCCUGGACAAGGCAUGGCUCCACGACUUCCAGCAGCGCGUCGCCGGCACGGGCAUGAUCGUCAGCUGGUGCCCCCAGCGGCAGGUCCUGGCGCACCCCGCGGUGGGGUGCUUCCUGUCGCACUGCGGGUGGAACUCUAUGAUGGAGGCAGCCACCAACGGCAUGCCCGUUCUAUGCUGGCCAUACUUCUGCGAACAGUUCCUGCACCGGGGCUACAUCACCGACGUGUGGAGAACCGGCCUGGCUGUGUCCCCGGCCGCCGCCGACGGUGUCGUCACCAAGGAGGAGGUGAGGAGCAAGGUGGACAAGGUCAUCACUGACCAGGGAUUCAAAGAGAGAGCAAGGUAGUUCAAGGAUGCGGCCUCAAGGUGCAUCGCCAAGGGUGGCUCGUCGGAGCACAAUUUCACCACAUUUGUGGACCUCCUAAGCAAAUGAUUGCGAGUACUCCGCAUGUUGUAUCCGCGUGCAAUAUUAGUUUCACCCACCGCAUACUCCCUCCUUGAAUAAAUAAAAAGAGGUACAUUAUCUAGCUCCGGUAAGGCUAGCCAUAGUGCUAGUAUCAUAGCUAGUAUCAUGCACAUUGGCCCCACAAAAAUGCUGAUGUGGCAGCUAAUUAAGGAGGAGAGAGGAGAUUAGAGUAACAUAGGUAGAUACUGUAUCAUAGCGCAUGUCACGAGAAAAGUUAAUGCCAAACAAAUCUUGUGCACAAAUUUGCAUUGAGAUUCUAAAAAGUAAUAAAUAUAGCAUGACUAUGAUACUACUUCAUGAUACUAACCACUAUAGAGAUAGUAUCAUACACAAGUAUCAUAUGCAUAAUACUACUACAUGAUACUUACCACUAUGACCAGCCUA